This is a messenger RNA of Stylophora pistillata, 1023 nucleotides long. RefSeq names its product G-protein-signaling modulator 1-like. The record is from RefSeq and is a predicted model, not a curated record. NCBI's taxonomy places the organism in Eukaryota, Metazoa, Cnidaria, Anthozoa, Scleractinia, Pocilloporidae.
AUGGAGAACACGGAGGAGAUACUCCAGGCUCUUUUUAUCGGCAUCUCAGUCGCGUCGGUUUUACUACAAACAUGUCGAUACAGAAAGGCUAUCGAGUUAUUUACUGAAUGCUUGGAGUUUCUGAAUCAGUGCACGUCGAAGUUAGAAGCCGAAGUAUUAAAGCGCCUUUCGGCACUUGUCUACAGCAGGUUAUCUUACAUUUAUUUCCAUAUUGGAGAUUUUAAGAAUGGCUUUGAAAACAUAGAAUUAGCAAAAGCUAUGUAUCCCCAGAUGGGUGGCAAUGAAUGUACAGCCGAAGAUCUCGACAGACCUCAUAACGAGCACGUAUCCAAGGCCCAUGACUCACCGGGUAAAGAGGAAGAUGAAGAAGUUAUUAAAAUUUUAUCAUUGGCCAGGAAUGUUGGAGACAAGGUAAAGGAAGCAUGUGUUCUAAACAUGUGUAGUCAAAUGGCUCUUUCUCGUUUCGAAUACUUCAAAGCCAGACCCCUUUUAGAAAGAUUAGCUGAAUUGUAUGGUGACUUUGGGGACAGGAAACAAGAGAGACUUACAUUCGAUCGCCUUGGUGAUCUGUGUAAGUCACUUGAGGAAUACGACCAGGCACAAAAAUACCAUGAAUUGGUCUUGCUUAUGGCGGAGGAAGAUGAAGACACCUACAUGCAAGGGGCAGCCACUGGUAAACUUGGGACUUUAUAUAACUUACGCAGAGACUAUGUCAAAGCAAAAGACCUGCGCAAGAAGGCACUAGAAAUAAGUGUGAAAAUCGGAGACAAGAAAGGAGAAAUAAUCGAUAACAGAUUCCUCUCUGGUGUGCUGCUCAAUCUUGAUAAAUUCAAAGAGGCUCGAGACUGCUGCCUAAAGGCACUAGCCCUUAGUAAAGAAAUUGAUGACAAAAACCAGGAGGCCUCAGCAUACAGUGAUCUGGGUGAUGUUCAUAGAAAGUUGAAAGACUUUGAAAUGGCGGAGCACUGCCACAAGAGAGCUAUAGAACUAUACGAAGAAACUGGAGACUUAGAAAAUGAAUAA